CACAUUGUUCUCAUAUCAAACCCACCAUUAAUCCGUCAUGUUACAGCUUGAGCUUUUUCCUUACCUGCUCCUCUUCAUUCUUCCGUUCUUCUUCUUUGUCAAAACUUGCUUCACUUAUGCAACCAAUUACAAGAAUUCAUCCUUAUCUCCUGCAAUUAAGCUACCCAGAUCCUAUCCUUUACUAGGUUCCACUCUCACCAUAUCUGCCAACAGAGAUCGAUUCAAUCAAUGGGUCACAGAGCUUCUUCAAAACAGUGAGAAUGGAACCAUCAUCCUUCAACGUUCUCUCGGCCAUCGCCAUCUCAUAACUACCAAUCCCCUCAACGUCCAAUACAUCCUUAAGACCCAAUUCUCCUUCUACCCAAAAGGCAGUUUCUCUCAAGAGGGCCUCUCUGAUUUUCUUGGUUCUGGCAUCUUCAACAUCGAUGGUGAAAGCUGGAAGUUUCAGAGACAAAUCUCCAGUCAUGCAUUCAAUACCAAAUCCCUCCGGAAAUUCGUCGAGACAGUGGUCGAAGACGAGCUCUCUGACCGCCUUCUUCCUCUACUCUUGACCACCACCACUCAAAAAUCCGUUCUUGAUUUGCAAGACAUCCUUCAAAGAUUUGCAUUUGAUAACAUCUGCAAGAUUGCUUUUGGGUUCGACCCUAAGUAUCUUUCCCCUUCAUUCCCACAACCAGAAACUGAAUUUGCAGUCGCAUUUGAAGCAGCUACACUAUUAAGCAGUAAGCGAUUUGGUUCAAUUUUCCGAGGGAUAUGGAAAGUGAAAAGGGCAUUUGAUAUUGGGUCAGAGAAGCAAUUGCGAAUAGCAGCUACAAAAGUUCGUGAAUUCGCAACUAGUAUUGUAAGAGAAAAGAAACGAGAACUAGAAGAGAAAUCUUCAAUUGAAACAGAGGAUCUUCUCUCAAGAAUCUUGAAUUCCGGCCAUUUAGAUGAGAAUUUCGUUACAGACAUGGUGAUCAGCUUUAUAUUAGCUGGUCGUGAUACUACAUCGGCAGCAUUGACAUGGUUCUUCUGGUUAAUUUCCAGGAAUCCUCGUAUAGAAAAUGAGAUUUUGAAGGAGAUAAUAAAGGAGAAACCAGAAGGGGUUGAUCAUUUCGAUGAGGUGAAGGACAUGGUAUACACCCACGCUGCUCUCUGCGAGAGCAUGAGGCUCUACCCACCAGUCCCUUCUGAUGGUAAGCAAGCAGCAAGCGAUGAUGUGUUGCCAGAUGGGUCUGUAGUGAAGAAAGGCAUGCUAGUGUCAUAUCAUCCCUAUGCGAUGGGAAGGAUGGAGUCACUGUGGGGCAAAGAUUGGGCGGAGUUCCGCCCAGAGCGGUGGUUGGAGAAAGAGGAGAUUACCGGAAAAUUGAGGUUUGUGGGAAGGGAUUCAUAUACAUAUGCAGUCUUCCAAGCAGGGCCAAGGAUUUGCUUAGGGAAGGAAAUGGCAUUCUUGCAGAUGAAGAGGGUGGUAGCCGGAGUUCUGAAACAGUAUCGGUUGUUGCCGGCGGAGAAUGGUUUUGAGCCGGUUUUUAUCUCUCAUUUAACUGCCAAAAUGAAAGGAGGUUUCCCAGUGAAGAUUGAGAAGAGGGGUGGAUAGUAGAGAUUUGUGGGUUA
Telopea speciosissima is the source of this 1593-nucleotide messenger RNA. Its product is annotated as cytochrome P450 94A1-like. Bases 38 to 1576 code for a protein of 512 amino acids. Gene Ontology annotation, molecular function: heme binding; oxidoreductase activity, acting on paired donors, with incorporation or reduction of molecular oxygen; monooxygenase activity. The record is from RefSeq and is a predicted model, not a curated record. Lineage: Eukaryota; Viridiplantae; Streptophyta; Magnoliopsida; Proteales; Proteaceae. The transcript has a single exon.